This is a messenger RNA of Eurytemora carolleeae, 2377 nucleotides long. RefSeq names its product THO complex subunit 1 (gene Hpr1). The transcript has 19 exons. Gene Ontology annotation, biological process: signal transduction; mRNA export from nucleus; regulation of DNA-templated transcription elongation. Bases 28 to 2178 code for a protein of 716 amino acids. The record is from RefSeq and is a predicted model, not a curated record. Gene Ontology annotation, molecular function: protein binding. Gene Ontology annotation, cellular component: THO complex part of transcription export complex. NCBI's taxonomy places the organism in Eukaryota, Metazoa, Arthropoda, Copepoda, Calanoida, Temoridae.
UUCAUCUGUUAAUAUUUCAAAUUAAAGAUGGCCGAUGAUGAAACUCCUGCAGUUGAGGAGGAUAUUCCGAUUCUAGGGUAUAUGAAAGCUAGAACACAGUUCUCUAAAGCACUCAAUACCUGCUUUAAGGAGAACAGUUUGAAUGAAUUGGAAAAGACCUGGAAUAGUUUGGCAACAAGUGAUACGGAUCAUAAGAAGCAUAUCCUCGAUCAGUGUUUCCGUGAGUUUUUAACGGAUCAGCUGUUCCCCGACGGAAAACCUAAUAAAGAAUUUAAACCUGAACUCGUAGACAAAUUUGUGGAUUUUUCAAUACAGGCGUCUGAGAAGGAACUGUGUAAUCCUCUUGUUCCGAUCCAAGGCCUGGCGGAUAUAUUGGACCUUCUUCCUCUCUCCUCAUGCGAGAUUCUCUUCAAAGCAGUAGAGAGAGAGGUUGCAACCUGGCGGUCUCCUGGAUUCUAUAUGUUCAUCAGGAACAAUCUGUUACGUAUCUGUAACGAUCUGUUACGCCGACUCUCCCGAACCCAGAAUACUGUGUUCUGUGGCAGAAUUCUUCUCUUUCUCUCUAAAUUCUUCCCGUUCUCAGAGAGAUCUGCUCUUAAUGUUAUCUCAGAGUUCAACCUAGAAAAUGUGACCACUUUUGUGAAAGAGGAGGUCAUUGAUAAACCAGAGCCGAUCCAAGAGGAGAAAGGAGUGGAGGUUAAAGUCGAAGCGGAAAAGGAAAAGACUGCGAAUGGUGAUGUUAAGACGAAUGAAGAGAAGGAGGCUAAAGCCGGGGAGGUCAAAGAGGAAGAGAUGGAGGUCACAGAGGAGAAAAACAAAGAGGGGAACAAGAGUGAAAACGAGUGUAUGGAAAUAGAGUUAAUUGUUGAGGAGAAAGUAGUGCUUGAAGAUAAGACGGAACCUGCCCAGGAAACUAAAGAGGAGAAAAAAUCUCGCGAGUUUAAACUUUAUUUCAAGUUUUGGCAGCUUCAAGACUAUUUCAGGAAUCCUACCCAGUGUUACCAGGAUGAGCAAUGGAAACAGUUCUGUGAAUACACCCAGGAUAUCCUGCACAUAUUCCAAAAGAGGAAACUCGACACCAGGGCCAGCAAGAAGGAGGAAAUUAUCCCAGGCAGGGAGCUCGCCGCCACCUUCCUGGAUCAAUACUUUGCCAAGUAUCUGACAAAUCAGAAUCUUCUCUCAUUGCAGCUUAACGAUUCAAAUUUUAGAUACCAGGUGUUAAGUGGUGAUCAGACCAAGUGGAUUGAUGAUCACAGGAAGAAAAUAUUUAAACUAAUUGAAGAAACUCCUCCAAAUGGAAAAGCAUUUGCAUCCUCAGCUAAAUCUAUUCUGAAAAGGGAGCUGAUCUGGAGUCGAUGGAAGAAUGAAGGUUGUCCCAGCUUUGUUAUCAAAUCCACUGUAAAGGAGGAUGAUGAGAAGAAGACUGCUGAUGAGAAACCUAAACUCAUCUCUAAUCCCAGGAAACGGAAGGCAGGGCUAGGCGAGUUGAUUCGAGAGGAAACUAAACGUGGAGAGGUGAAUCUAGGGAAUAAAGGAUUGACUAAACUUUGGAAUUUAAAUCCCGACAAUCUAGAGGCUUGUAAAGAUAUAGAACGGAACUUCCUUCCAAGUCUAGAGGAAUUCUUUUCCGAAGCAAUUCAGGAGAUCAACCCUAAAAACCAGGUUGAGGAAGCUUAUAUGAAGGUGAAUAAGGGAGAAUGGGGAUGGAGAGCACUCAGAUUAAUGUCGAGGAGAUCACAGCAUUUUUUCCUCGUAGGAAACAAACAAAUAUCAAAGCUGCCUGAGUACCUGAAGGAGAUGAUCGGAAAGAUAGCGGUAGAUAUUGGAGUCGAUGAAGAUAUGGACGAUGUUGGUAUGGAUGAAGAUGUGUCGGAGACCCACACUAACGGAGAAAAUGGAAACGGAGACUCCGGGGCUGCGCUCAAACUAACAGACGAUCAGAUUGCGUCUCUAGCAGUAAAGUUGGCUCCUCACUAUUCUACUCUGAUCCCUAAGCUGGGACUAAGUAAUGAGAAGGUUGAGGAGUGUAAGCAAGGAGAUGAUCUGCUGGAUACAGAGAUCUGCCUGAAGCUCCUCAUGGCCUGGGUUGAGCUGGAGGGAGACGGGGCUUCUCCAGAUGAAAUCAGAUAUAUGUUGGAGUCGGUGAAACUGUCCCACAUCGUCGAAGGAAUUAUAUAAAAUUAUUAAAUCUUUACAUAGUUGAAAACCCACACCAAACAGUGAAAGAAUCUAAUUAAUUUUGGAGUUUGUUAAACCACCAACCCAUUUUUUAGAUGUCACAUUUGUAAAUUUGAUAUUGUCGUACAGUGUACCAAGUACUGGGUGCAACAGUGAAGCCUAUGUAUGUACUUCGCGCAUUUAAAGUUCCAGUUUCAGA